Synchiropus splendidus (mandarinfish) is the source of this 4744-nucleotide messenger RNA. Its product is annotated as microtubule-associated tumor suppressor 1 homolog. The record is from RefSeq and is a predicted model, not a curated record. Gene Ontology annotation, molecular function: microtubule binding. The transcript is spliced from 17 exons. NCBI's taxonomy places the organism in Eukaryota, Metazoa, Chordata, Actinopteri, Syngnathiformes, Callionymidae. Bases 208 to 3453 code for a protein of 1081 amino acids. Gene Ontology annotation, cellular component: cytoplasm; nucleus.
UCAUUGGAUUUAUAAGAGUUUGCUUCGAUGGAAACACGUCCUUUACUUUGGAGAGAUUUUCAAACAUCAAAACAAAGUGUUUUGGCAGCUUUAGAGGAUGGACUGGACUCAAAAAACUGCAUUGUAUCAUCGAUGUUGAAAUUCUGUUCAGAAUACAUGGAAACAUUCUCUCAUGCGAUGGACGAGUAAGGCCAUCCACACACAGGGAUGAGUGCCACUGUGCCACCUAGACGGGAGGCGGAAUCUUCCAGGAUGAAGCUCCUAUUUCACUGUGCAGGAGGCUCCAAUGGAAAUGCUUUCCCAAUUUCCUCGUCCUCAUCCUCCUGUGCAGACUUGUCAUCCCCUGAGUCACCACGUAGUCAAAGCUGCCUAACAAUCGGUCAGAUUGAAAGCCCAGAUGACUGUGAGAUCGUGGAGCUCACACUGACCACAGCUAUGAGAGAAAACAACCAAAUGACUGGUGAUAUGAUUUCAGAAUGGGUGAAACAAGAUGAGACCAUGACUGGGAAAAUACAAUUUGAUGAGUUUUCUGAGAGCCUAGAGAACUCUGUGUCCAUCUACCUGGAGGCAAAUCAAUACUGUACAGAAAGCUGGAACAGCUUUGACAGCAGCAAUCGAACUGACAUCCAUGAUUUUGCAAGCACAACAAAGAGCUCCACUCCAGGCGCAGAUGCUACAGAAAUUCCUGCUGCUGGUGAUGAGGAUGAUGAGGAGGCUUUGUUUCUGUCCAUCAGCUCUGAUGUUGUACUUGGGACUGGAAUGGACCUUAUGAAUCAACUGGCUCUCGGUAGCACUGAGGGUUGGUCGUCCGUUGACGAGGCAGUGUCUGACCUCAGAUCUGAAGAACCAACAGAGCUGUGCAUUUCAGAGGACCAACGUGAAAGAAUCCAAGCACCAUCAAACACAAUGUACCUGAAAUUCAACAACUUUGCAUACUUUGAAUUCAGCCAGCCAGUUAGAGCCUCAACUUCGCGGGGGAGGACCACAUCUCCCAAUGCUACCAAAAGCACUGUAUUUGAGCGAGAGAAAGUCAUCAGCCCGAAAAAAUGCACCACUCCUAUUGGGAUGAGAGCCAGGUCCAGGAAGGACAGAAUGAUGACGUCAGACCAGACAAAAACACACUUGAGUCAACCCAUUGGUGGAAAGAACUCGAAGGUCAAGAACAGCCGCACAACACCAGUGGACGCUUUUGCCCGACCAAAGCAAAGGAGUGACACAGUCAGUGGUAAAUUGGCAGUUGUGACAGGCCAGGAAUUCUGCUUAGAUCCAGCCACACAAACAGGGCUGACAGAAAAUCACGGGGCUAAUGAAGAAUUAAAACAUCCUGAAGGAGCUACUGUUGGGGAAUCCAGAGAGAACCCACAGAAAGUCUCAUCCAAACUGGGGCCUGGUUCAAGGAACUAUGGGAGAAGUCUCAAGGCGGAGAGAGAAUCAUCUCUGUUUCCAAGUGCAGGACAAGGUAGCGCUGGGCCCAAGCAGAACCGUCCAGAUGUGUGCACAUCUGUGAAGGAGGAAAAUGCAUCUACUCCUGCAAGGAAGCCCAGUGCAAGUCUGGGAGUUCCUAAAGCUUCACCAUCUUCUUUGGCUGUCCUUGAUCUCACCGCCGCCAAACCUUCAGCCAACCAACACACAGCAGCCUUACGAAGUGAUUCACAACUUCCUCACACCCUUUUAUCUAAACUUCCUGUCAAGGGGCUUGCCAGUGGAAGUGAGCUCACCAGUGUCACAGUCAAAGGUAGUGGUGGAGCACCAACAGGAUUAAAGAUCAAUGAACGUGGGAGUAAAAGCAGCCUCCCUGGGAGCAGUCAGAGUGGGAACACGCCUGCCUCGUCCUCCACCAGCACCAGUGUUCGCAGUGACACUGCAAAACCUCCUGCUAUGAGAAACAGAACACAGUCGCUGCAAGCCCGAACCAUGACUUCAGGAUUGAAGAGUCCUUCCGUCAAUAAUCACAAUGUGAUUAAGCAGUCAUCUGUUCAUCCUGCAAAGGUCUCUUCUUCUACAACACCCAAAAGCUUGCCACUGCAGAGAAGUGGUUCAGCACGACUCAGUCGACUGAACAACACAGUGGACAAAAACAAGUCCCGGGACAUUAAGGGAAGGUCAACAACAAGCAAUGCUCUGGUACCACCUGCUGCUGGAGGAAACCAUCACAGUCCUGUGUUAGAUCAGGUCGUAACAGAUGUGGCCACACCUGCUACCAAUUCUGACAACAGAGCUCGUUGUCUCAGGCAAAAGGCGAAAACCUCCUUGCGAACCAGUCCAGAAAGAGGAUUAUGCCUGCAGAAUAUAUCCAAUCUGGGCACACCUACUCUUACAGACCAGAACAUAAUGGCUAAACCGACCUGGAGCAAGGCCGAGGCGGAGAAAAAGAAUCAAGCUGUCAGCCAGCUGAAGCGGCUGCUGGUCCAGGGCAACAAGAGAGUGGAGGCCCUUGCUACAGUGAUACAGCAUCUUUUUACUGAGCAUGAGGAGGCGCUUAAGCAGAAGAAGGAGUUGUCUCUGCAGCUGAUCAACCUCCGGGAUGAGCUGGUGGCCUCGUCCCGGUGCUGUGAGCGGCUGCACAAGGAGAAGGAGGAGGUGCAGGUCAGUUUGGAGGAGACGCUGAGGAGACUGCAGGAGCAGCACAAGGAGGAGCUGGUGCAGUUGGAGAACAGGUUGAGGGACUUCUACCAGGCAGAAUGGGACAAGGUCCAUGAGACAUAUCAGGAGGAAGCUGACAAGUGUCGUGCAAUCAUGGAAAAACAGGUGGAUGUACUGAGGAGCCAGCAUAUAGCUGAGAUCCAGAGUCAGAUGGAGGCUCACAGCCAGAGGAUGGAGGGUCUGCAGCAGCAGCACAAGACAUCACUGCAGGAGCUGAAUGUGAUUCACCAGAAGGAGCUGGAGAACCUGCAGAAGUCUCUCAUGGAAACAGAAGCGUCACUUUCUGAGCAGCUUGCUGAGCUGUCAGCAGAGAAGAAGUCGUUGUUGGACAGGCUUCGGGAAGAGGAGGAGCAGAAGAGGAUACUUGCUGACAGGAAUCUGAAGGAUUCCCACACCAUGUACUUGGAGCAAGAGCUGGAGAGUCUGAAGGUCGUGCUGGAUAUGAAGAACAAUCAGCUGCACCAGAAGGAGAAGAGGCUGCAGGAGAUGGACAGACUGGUGGAGACUAAUGUCAAACUGGAGGAGUGUUUAAAGAAGGUGCAACAGGAGAAUGAGGACUACAAGGCCCGGAUGGACAAACAUGCUGCUUUGUCAAAGCAGCUGUCAAGUGAGCAAGCCAAACUUCAGCAGACACUGCAGAUGGAGUCAAAGGUCAACAAGCGUCUGUCCAUGGAGAAUGAAGAGCUACUUUGGAAACUGCACAAUGGCGACUUGUUAGCAAGUCCCCGUCGACUCUCUCCCACAUCACCUUUUGCCUCCCCACGGAACUCUGCCUCCUUCCACACCACAGCCCCUGUGUCCCCCAGAUAACCUCUGUCAGACUCCAGACAACCAGCCUUCAUCUCUUGCCCACUGACAAGGAGCGUAGUGAGAGCCUGGAGAUUAAGCUGAGAUCCUCUGCAUGGCAUUGUCCCAGGAUAAUCACAUUCCUCAGCUGGAUGGAGGAACACCUCAGGGUCUACGAAUAACAGUUCGUCCCUCAUCUGUGUUUGCGAUGAUGUACAGUCUUAGUGUCCACUUGAACAACUCCAAAGAGAGCAGGAGACUGAAUCACAGCUUACUUCACUGGUCUCAUCUGUGGAUUUCUUUUUGUCCCAAAGAGCGAAGCUCAAUCAGGUCAGUGAUGGAUGGAUUCUCACAUGGAGUGAAAUACUGACACUUUGAACCUUUGCUCCUGAGUUCACAAGGUGUGAGCCCCCUCUCUACUUGGUGGAAUGUAUCAUCCCUGGAUGUCAAUACACACGUGCACACACAUCGUGUUUUUGUGUUUUGUGUGGACCUCUCAUUGCCAUAACGUUCCCCCUAGUCUCUCAACCUAAACCUCCAAAACAAAUGGCAAACCUUAACCAGGACUCUGUACCAAACCUAUAUUCAAUUAGAACGUCUCCAUUAUUUUUUAAGUUUUAAUCCUCAAACUGAUUAAUCCUCAAACUGAGACUUGACAUCUGGCGAUGGGAAAAUGUCGCUAAAAAAUAGAUAAGGUCACCACAAGUCGGUGUGUGUCCAAGAAUCGGUCCCCACAAGUACAGCUAUACAAGGACUUCUCACACACACAUGCACAUGCACAUGCACGCACACUGUUGUUUGGCUUACAGAAGGCUAGACAUUCGGUACUAAUUCUUCUUUGUUUGAACCUUUAUGAGGACUAAUCCUUCAGAAAGCAAUAUGGCAAUGAGAAACCUCACAAUGUCCCCACAAAUAUAGGAAUACAAACAUGUGUGUCUGUGAGUGUGUGUAGGUCUGUUCAUGAGUAAAUGUCUUUUGUUUUGUUGUUUAUUUCUAUAUCUCUUUUUUCUGUUGCCAAGGUCAAUCUGAAUUACCAAUUUCAAAGUGCAGCUUUAGUCUCCCGAUGUGAAACACAGACAAGACCCUCUGUCACUGGCAGUCUUUGUUCAACAUAUUUGCCAGUGACAACAGUUUCUUACCCCAAAACACACACAUUGCGAUGUUGAAAAUUCAUGUGUGCUUGAUCCUGCUAAAUGUGCACGUCAUGACGUUCUUUGUUUAAUUUGGUCCCUGACAUUGCACAGACUGUUCAAGGACACAAUUCCAGUUUUUUUUAGAUCAGAUCAUUCAGACCUCAUCUCGAGAAUAAAGAUGU